UGCCCCCUGCAGUAAGUCACUCCAGCUAGUUUAGCUACGAUCCAUGGGCUGGAUUCUCAGGGAGGCUGCCUGCCCAGGGAAUGGGCAACUUGGCCUGGGUUGCAGGGGCCAGGAAUGCUGCACAGAAAGGACCUUCGCCUCUUCCGCCGCCACCACGCUCCUCUCGCGGGCUGCGCCUCUGCCGCGUCUCCGUUGACACCCUUCUUCCGUCGGCCUUUGGAGCGGGGCCCGGGUGGGAGCCUAGCAAGCAGCAAGCGAGCCCGCCCCGCAGGCGCUCUCUGGCUCUGACCGCGCUCCGGGCCUCUCCCGGGUCCCCACCGGAAGACCAGAGCCAGCCGCGAGCAAACUUUCCAGCCCUGGAAAGUCAGGCGGCGCUGCGAGCAGGGGAGUGGCCCCUUCGCCCGGGCCUCCUUGGGGCGGCUCUGACCGUGGUCCUUGCGGCCCGAGCACUCAGAGGCCGGAGUAACCGUGUGGCCACACCUGAACCCCGCCGGGCCUUGCUGUCCCGAGGUUUCCCUAGUCCUGCCUUUGGAGCAUGACAGCUGAGACGCCGGGCCUCUGAUGAAUCCAGCGCUGCUUCCCCGCUUGCCUCUGUUUUGGGACUGUCCUCCUUAAAUCCAUGUUAGCCACACUGGUGAACAACAAGAUGAAGUUUCAGGGGUUUCUCCUGGAUCUAAAGUAAAGUGUGCCGUCAAGUCAAUUCUAGGAACAGUAAAAACUGUGAACUGAAGCAGAGUGAAAGCGACCACUGCUGCUUAGGAUCUACGUAGUUCCAUCUGAGUGCUUGUGGCUGUCCAGACGUGUGACAUUAUCUCUACCCCAGGGCUUUUGCAGUCUACAUUGGAUCUAUUUUCAAGGGAUUAUGUUCUGCAGCAGACGGAUAAGAGAAAAACACUGUUGAAUGUUUUUGAUCAUCUGCAAAAGAAGUUGGUAUUUAUGCUGAAACAAAACUGGAUUAACCAUGAGGCCAAAGACUUUUCCUGCUACCACUUACUCUGGGAACAGCAGACAAAGAUUGCAGGAAAUCCGGGAAGGCUUGAAGCAGCCUACCAAAUCUUCCAGUCAGGGUUUACCGAUUGGACCAGGUGGCGAUGGUUCUCUAGACCCUAAAAUCCUAGUAGGGAAAGAUGCUGCCAGGCAACAGCAAAUGCGUCCAGCUGCCAAGUUUGGACCUUACCAGAAAGCGCUGCGAGAAAUCAGGUAUUCUUUGCUGCCCUUCGCCAAUGAGUUGGGCACCACCUCUGCAACCGUUGAAGUCAAUAGGCAGAUGCUGCAGGAGCUGGUGAAUGCAGGAUGUGAUCAGGAGAUGGCUAUAAGAGCCCUCAAACAGACUGGCAGUAGAAGCAUCGAAGCAGCUUUGGAAUACAUUAGCAAGAUGGGAUACUUGGACCCCCGAAAUGAACAAAUAGUCCGUGUAAUUAAACAGACUUCUUCAGGAAAGGGUAUUAUGCCAAAUAACGUAAGCCGUAGGCCAAGUUUUGAAGGAUCCAGCGAAUCUUUUCCGUCCUAUCACCAGAUCAGCAAUCCAGCCUAUGAAGGGACAGGCUUUGGGGCCGAAGCAGCCAACAUGCUCAGUGAGGUUCCCAGGCCAUAUAUGGACUACUUGCUCUCUGCUUCCCAGUCUGCAACCCUGAAUGGUCCAGUGCAGAGACCACCUAGUGUAGGCUCCCACAACACGCCUGGAAGUCACCCACAGAAAACAUACCCUGCAAACAUAGAUUACCCAGUGGCUAGUCACAGCAACCAGGCUUUGCAGCUUCAGGGAACCCAUGGCCCUAACAGCCCACAUUACAGCAGGCAGCCUAUGAUGGUGCAGGGAGAGGCUCUCGGAUAUAGCAUUCAGCGAAGUCAGUCUUUUCAAAACAAGUUGCAGCAGGAGGGAGGGUAUCCGAGCCUCCCAAACAAAGGAACGGUUGUUCAGAAUAAUUCUGGCCACGGGUUCCAGCAGGCGCCAACAGGCCUAUAUAUGCCACACCCUCAUCACAAGCAACCAAUCCCAUCUUCUCACCCAAUGCAUGUGAUCACCAGAGGCCCGGCAUUUACAAAUGAAUUUUCAGACAGCCCGCCACAGGGUCUGUUGACGCCAUCUAGAAACAGCCUGAACAUGGACCUGUAUGAUAUGAGUAACCCUCAAGUUCAGCAAUGGCAAGCAACGUCUUCCUCCUCAUCGUCGUCCUCCUCUCGACGCGAUUCAUUACAAAACCCAACAUUGGAAGCUUCUCCCCGGCAACUUGGGCCCUUCAGACCAGAAGCCUGUGUGCCAAGCAGAACCAAUUCAUUUAAUAACCAUCAGCAACAGAUACCUGUAUCCAUGAGGCAGACACCUUCAAGCAAAGCUGAUGCUUCCAUUACUCCUCCGAAUACCAUCACAGCGGUCACAUCUGCUCAUAUUCUCCAACCAGUGAAGAGCACAAGAGUAAUGAGGCCUGAACCUCAGACUGCUGUGGGCCCUGCUCACCCAGGCUGGUUACCUGCACAGUCUUCAGCUGUGGAUAGUUUAGGAAUGAUCGAACAGCACCCCCUACCUGUCGGAGUAACUAAUGCCUAUCAAUUAGAGAUUGAUUAUAGCAAUCAGGAGCUCCGGUGUCCACCCCCACCAUACCCUAAGCAUUUGCUGCUGCCUGGUAGCUCUGAGCAGUUUAAUAUCAACUGUUUACGUACAGGAAUAGAGCAGACCCUUCGGGGAGUCCAAAACUCAGCAGCUAACAAAGCUGAAGAAAAUGGGGAAAAGAACGAGAAAAUCAAAAUGGCCAAAGUGGAAAAAAUGGGGAAGGACAAAAAACAGAUCCAGACAUCCCCUGUGCCAGUGCGGAAGAAUGGCAAAGAUGAAGAGAAAAGAGAAUCCCGGAUUAAGAGUUAUUCACCAUUUGCCUUUAAGUUCUACAUGGAGCAGCAUGUAGAGAAUGUCAUAAAGACCUACCAGCAAAAAAUUAAUCGCCGUCUGCAGUUGGAGCAAGAAAUGGCCAAAGCUGGCCUUUGUGAAGCAGAGCAAGAGCAAAUGAGAAAAAUCCUCUACCAAAAGGAGUCCAACUACAACAGGCUGAAAAGAGCCAAAAUGGACAAAUCGAUGUUCGUGAAAAUCAAGACUCUGGGCAUUGGUGCUUUUGGGGAAGUAUGCCUGGCCUGCAAGGUGGACACUCAUGCUCUGUACGCUAUGAAAACCUUGAGGAAGAAAGACGUGCUGAAUCGUAACCAGGUGGCUCAUGUCAAGGCAGAGAGGGAUAUCCUUGCAGAGGCAGACAACGAGUGGGUGGUUAAGCUGUACUACUCCUUUCAAGACAAAGAGAACCUAUACUUCGUGAUGGACUAUAUCCCUGGUGGAGACAUGAUGAGUUUGCUGAUCCGGAUGGAAGUCUUCCCAGAAAAGCUAGCUCGGUUUUACAUUGCUGAACUCACAUUGGCCAUAGAGAGUGUGCACAAAAUGGGGUUUAUCCACAGAGAUAUUAAGCCUGAUAACAUUCUGAUUGAUCUCGAUGGACACAUCAAAUUGACUGACUUUGGCCUCUGCACUGGAUUCAGAUGGACACACAACUCAAAAUACUAUCAAAAAGGGAGCCACAUCAGGCAGGACAGCAUGGAGCCAAGCGAUCUUUGGGAUGAUGUGUCCAACUGUAGGUGUGGAGACAGGCUGAAGACACUGGAGCAAAGAGCUAAAAAGCAACAUCAGCGAUGUUUAGCCCACUCAUUAGUUGGCACUCCCAAUUACAUUGCACCAGAAGUUCUGCUUCGAAAAGGAUAUACUCAGCUUUGUGACUGGUGGAGUGUUGGUGUGAUUCUCUUUGAGAUGCUGGUGGGGCAGCCUCCCUUUCUCGCUCCCUCUCCCACAGAAACCCAGCUGAAGGUGAUAAACUGGGAGAACACACUUCACAUUCCCUCCCAGAUCAAGCUAAGCCCUGAAGCAAGUGACCUUAUCACAAAACUGUGUUGCGCUGCUGAAGAGAGACUUGGAAGAAAUGGAGCAGACGAUAUUAAGGUCCACCCUUUCUUUGACUCCAUAGACUUCUCCACUGACAUCCGCAGGCAGCGAGCUCCUUAUGUCCCCAAAAUCAGCCAUCCAAUGGACACCUCAAAUUUUGAUCCAGUAGAUGAAGAUGGUCCUUGGGAUGAUGCUAGUGAGGAUAGCACCAGGGCAUGGGACCCGCAGACCUCAUCAGGUGGCAAACACACAGAACAUGCCUUCUAUGAGUUCACCUUCCGAAGGUUCUUUGACGACAAUGGAUACCCAUUCAGAUAUCCAAAGCCUUCUAGGCCGGAAGUAAGCCAGUCUGAGAAUUCAGAUGUCGAAAGCAAAGAUGGGCUGGAUCAAACUGGAGCCUGUCAACCUGUAUAUGUGUAAAUUGUGUACAAAAUUCUCAAAAACUUUCAUUCACAAAUUUAGGGUCUUCCUUUUAUGGUCCUUAGUUGGAGUAAGUUCCAGUUGAGGCUAAUAUGAGUCUGGAGAAUCAUGGACUUGCAGACAAGGUCUUAAAUGAAAGCUGGUUCUGUUUUAGGCCAUUCAGAAUUGUAAAUAGCUACAUUGAUGAGUGCACUUGAAAUCUAGAUUUUCAUCCUAAUUUUCAAGGGAGGGUAUUUUACCCUGCUUAGCCCAUUUUUCCUCUGGAUUAGUGUUGUGUACCCUAAGCAUUUACAGAUUUCCACAGCAUUCUGAGUGAGCAAAGAGCACUUAUUUUUGUUUAUAGCAGGGUUUUUCCCCCUACUAAAUUAUAGGGGUUAAGUGUGACAAAUCAUGCUGCUGUUCUUCUUUUCUACAUUUUUUUAAUGUUCUCCAUCGCACUUAUGUCACAUUUUUAGGAAAAUGCAUAAAACUGAAGAACGUGUGAUUAAAGGUCUCUGUGCAAUAAUGUUUAAUAAGAGGAAAAAGAAAUCCGUUGUCUACCUGUGCCAUGUUUAUUCACACCAAGAUCUUUGUGUGUUUUUCCACAUUUCAAAAUCUUGACAAUUUUUGAAGCUGCUUUAUUUCCCUUUUAUCCCCUUUUAAUUUUGGAAUUUAGUGUAAUCAGAGUGUGAGCAAGUGGUAAUCUGGGUGUGAAUUCAGUGACAGAUGUGUGGAGAAUGUUGCAUGGGCUAUGAUUAGUUUUGUUUUCCUGUUUGAAAUGACAUUUUCUUGCCAUUCACAGGCAGGUCCUGUGUAUCCUUUUAAAAAAAACACCCUGAGGAUCUACAGCUUUAGACCUUCAGAACUUGUGUGCUGACAAAGAAUUGCAUGGAUGGUUUUUCUAUUACAGCUGUAUCUGUAUGUCACUUUUGUAUUCCGUAAAACCAGUUACAAAGCUCUAGUUCAAGUUUGGGACUGGCAGUGUGUAUAGGGGAGGAAGAAGUUGGUUGAGUUGAUCACCUUGCUUCAUAAAGUAGCCUCCCUCCUGAAGAAAGAUAAAGAGCAAACCAGUGCUUUUAAAAUCAAUUUAUGGCCAAAAUCUAUCGAUUAUGUAAGAUGGCCCACUCACCUAGCACAUAAUAUGCAGUGUUCAGUUGUUUGAAAUUUGCCACAUAGUAUUCAUGAAUAUCAGCAUUUAGUGUCUGUAUGGGAAGAAUAUAUAAAGUAUAAUUUAAUUCCCUGUGCCUUACAUUUGAUUCAGGAGCCUUAUUUUUUUAUCCUCAACAUUGAUAGGACUCUUCAGAGCAGUCAUGUUAAUUCAUUAAUAGUAUCUUCUUCUUUCUGGAAUGUAUUGAUCAUAUGAAGCUGCCUUAUGCUGAGUCAGGCCAUUAGGACCAUCUGGGCAGUACACUCCAGGGGUUCUCAAACUUGGGUCCCCCAGAUGUUGUGGAUUAUAGCUCUCCAGCCACCAUAGCUUUUGUCCAUUGUGGCUGGGGAUAAUGGGGGUUGUAGUCCAACAACAUUUAGGGACCCAAGUUUGGGAAUCCCUGAUCUACUGUAAUGGCAGUCUCUCUCAAGCAGAGACCUUUCUCCAGCCCUGGCUCCAGGCGCGGAGCCAGCCAAAUGAUGGCUUGGGCCCGCCCCGCCCAGUGGCCCCUCUAGCAAUGUCCCAUGCACGUGAUGUCACGUGCACUGGGUGUGGCUCAGGCUCAGGCUCCGGAAGAGCCCCAAGACUCCCCACACCCUGGCUUCAGAGAUCCCCAAGCGAGCUCUCCCCUGUCCUCUUCAGGCAGAGUUUGCUGCUUGAAAGCCUUUAUUUCCCUUUCUCUCCCUCCAGCAGGGGAGAGAAAAGGAAAUUGAUAUUGACAGGCAGCAAGCACUGCCUGAAAUGACAAGGGAGACUUACUCGGGCUCUCCAGAGCUCGAGGCCACGCCCCCUUUGGGUGUGACAUCACAUACAAAGAGGGCAUGGCCCAGGCUUGGGAGAGCCUGAGCGAGCUCUCCCCCUGUCAUUUCAGACAGCGCUUGCUGCCUGUCAACAUCUAUUUCCCUUUCUCUCCUUGUUAGAGGGAGAGAAAGGGAAAUAAAGGCUGUCAGGCAGCAAACACUUCCUGAAAAGGACAGGGGAGAGCUCGCUCGGGGCUCUCCGAAGCCUGGUGUGGGGAGUUCACUCAUGGCUCUUCCGGAACCCAAGCCAUGCCCCACUGAGAGCUUCAGUGCCCUUUCCAUUGGCAGCCUGGGUUCUUUGAACCCGUUUACACAACGGUGGCUCCGGCCCUGCCUGGCUCCUUUUAGGUGCAAGGUUUGAACUUGGGAGCCUGUACAUACAAAGCAUGUAUUUUAACACUGAGUUAUAGCUACAGGGGCAAAGCACCAUAUGUAGCUAUCAUGGGUAUUCAUAUAGAGAAUGCUCAAGACCAUAAAGAAGAUACAGCAACGUAUCUUGGGAUUUCUAGCUGCUUCUCUGUGGUUGACUUGGAGGCUUAGAAACUGCAUUCAUUGUAAAAGUAAAAAAUCUGCGAAUGGGCACUAUUACCAGUGGUUACAAAAACCUAACAGAUAUUUUCCUGGGAUGUGUACCUUCUGAUAACAUGACCACACAAUGAUGGAACUUGUUUGUCAACAACUUGUUGUAUCAACAAUGGCUGCCACUGUUCAGAGGCUGCUAGGAAUUAUGAAUAAUUCUGUCCUACUCAGACAGGCAAUCCUAUCCUAACCACAUAUACAAAAAAGUAAUAUGCUUGGGGUUAUAGCAUAUUAGUUGUCAAAGUGAAGUACCCAUGUCUUUAAAAUGCUGGCCCUGAUUAUACCGGGUCUGUUAUAUUAUUUUCAUAUUUUUAUGAUGGGCCAUACUAAUCCUUCAUCUGUAUCAAAAUGCAAGCAUACUUAAAAUAUUUUAAAAAUUGUUUAAAAUAUGCAUUUUUAUUAGCUAUGUUAACGUGAGGAUUAUUCAAAGUGAUAAUGGAAUACUAAAGAUAAUUAAGCCAUACAUAUCUUCAUUUAUAUACUAUAUAUACCUAAAUAGAUUUUUUUUUUCAAAUCCUUAAUUCAGAUUAGUUUAACAGUCCUAUUUUUAAAUGAUUGAUUGCAAUAACAUUUGAGGGCAAUAUUCCAUGAUGUUUUUGCUUUAUUUUAAGUUUUUUAAAUCUGAAGCUUCAUUUCCCCCCCAUGUUAUUCCACAUAUUAUUCCUUAACAUUUUAGCCUAUCAUAUCCUACCCAUUGUCUAGAUAUCUAAAGCAACAACACCUGUAAGUCCAUCAGGCUAAACUAAACAAAAUGAUUGUGUAUUUGUUUACAUUUGUAUGAAAGGAGUGUUCUGAGGUAUGCGGUGCUUGUGUUGUGGCAGUCUAUGAAAGAUUCAGUAUUACUACUUUUUUAUAUAAUAAUGCCAUGUUUUUGAUAUUUACAUCUAUCUGACAUUCUUUCAUGUGGUAGGUUCUUCCUCAGGAAUGCAGUUUAACUGUUAUUUAUUUAUCAUUUGCCUUUCGAAAGCUUCUGCUGGCACAAUUUAUUAUUAAAAAAAAAUCCAAAUCCAAA
Hemicordylus capensis (graceful crag lizard) is the source of this 7853-nucleotide messenger RNA. It is a transcript of the gene LATS2, whose product is annotated as large tumor suppressor kinase 2. The transcript is spliced from 8 exons. Gene Ontology annotation, molecular function: protein binding; protein serine/threonine kinase activity; ATP binding. The record is from RefSeq and is a predicted model, not a curated record. Gene Ontology annotation, cellular component: nucleus; spindle pole. Gene Ontology annotation, biological process: regulation of organ growth; G1/S transition of mitotic cell cycle; positive regulation of apoptotic process. NCBI's taxonomy places the organism in Eukaryota, Metazoa, Chordata, Lepidosauria, Squamata, Cordylidae. Bases 962 to 4336 code for a protein of 1124 amino acids.